Molecule: messenger RNA, 3404 nt
Organism: Canis lupus familiaris (dog)
Lineage: Eukaryota; Metazoa; Chordata; Mammalia; Carnivora; Canidae
Gene: SPIDR
Product: scaffold protein involved in DNA repair
Exons: 22
Coding region: 204-3137 (977 amino acids)
Biological process (GO): double-strand break repair via homologous recombination; regulation of establishment of protein localization to chromosome
Cellular component (GO): nucleoplasm; nuclear chromosome
Source: RefSeq, a predicted model, not a curated record
CGCCGGAAGGAGGAAGCAGGUCACUCGGGGGUCAGUUGUGUAGCUUAUGCAGGGUUUGGAACGAGGGAGCUUCGUGAACACCGGCGGCUGCUUCUGUGACCGGAGGCGCUCCUCAAGAUUGCCCUGCCAGCAGUUUCUCUGCAGUGUGAGGCUCUGUCCAAGAAGGUAGUCCUGGCUGACCAGUGCUGAGUGACAGACUGCUCAUGCCCAUUUGGAUCUUGGGUGGAACCUUUGCCCUCGCCCUCUUUCAGAGAAAAAGAAAUUGGGAUAUAGAAUACCCAUGCUUUCCAAGAGAGAGUCCACUGAAGUUCAAAAGUUCAGGUCUCAGGACAGCAGGGGCAGCUGCUUCCCUCUCUGAAGCAUGGCUCAGGUGUGGAGAAGGGUUUCAGGACACUUCUGGGACUCAGUCAUUAACAGCUGAAGAGAAGAUUGUUACAGAAAAGCACCUCGAAUUAUCCCCUAGAUCCAAGAAAGAAGCUACUGCAUCUAAGAGUACCAGUGGACUGAUAGAUAUAACAUGGAGUUCCAGUGGAAGUGAUCUGUCAGAUGAGGAUAAAACAUGUCUUAAAUCACAGAGAGAUAACGGACAUGGUUCUACAAUAGACAGGCUUUGUAACAGGAAGAGGAAUAUUUUAUGUCCAGAAGAUGGGGCCAGUGAAGAUGAACUACAGUUUAUUGACUGGGAGAUUGACAGUGACAGGGAAGAUGCUAGUGAGUAUUAUGAAUUUGAAGACAGUGAGAGUGUUGGGGAAAUAUCAGACUGUGCUUCUUGUUCAAGCAGUCAUUCUUCGACUAGUCAAGAGAGGCUCUCUGAGCUUCUGAAGAGUAAUACAGAAAUUUUGGAAUACUCAUCAGAUAGUGAAAAAGAGGAUGACUCAGAGAAUGUCUUCUUUAUUGAUUCAGAAUCCUCUCCCAAACAACAUACAGAUUUUGGAUCUGAUAAUAGACAGAUGAUGGAGAAACCAGUGAAGCAGAGGGUGAAAUCUGCAGAGACCAUUUUGUACACACCCCAGAAACAGAAGUUUCCCAGGACUCCAGAAACAUUGGCAAAGAAGAAGAAGCUUCUAAGAGGCGGGCUAGCAGAAAGACUAAAUGGACUGCAGAAUCGAGAGAGAUCUGCCAUUUCUUUGUGGAGACAUCAGUGUGUUUCUUACCAAAAGACACUUUCAGGUAGAAGAUCUGGUGUGUUACUUGUAAAAAUUCUGGAGCUGCAUGAGGAAUGCGCCAUCCAAGUUGCCAUGUGUGAGCAUUUAGCAGGGCUGCAGGCCAACAGCUCUUCUCAAGGUGAGGCCCCCAGGACUAUCCUAAAGGUUCUGUUCACCAAGGAAACUGCUCACCACCUCAAGGGACAUCCCCAAGACAUCAUCCUUAUCUACCCUCCCUGGCAGAAGCUUAUUAUCCCAAAUGGAAGUUGCCCUGUUAUUCUGAAUACUUAUUUUUGUCAGAAAGUUGUUGCCAAAGAAAAUUCAAAACUAAUACAUGAAGUGUACUGUUGGAACACACCUCUUCCAAGAAGAAGUAUCACUUUGGCUCAGAUAUUUAAAUUUAGGAAUCUAACAAAUAAAUCACCUGAAAGCCAGGUUAUGUGUAGUGGUCUCCCUGCCAUGAGGACAGACUGCACCCCUGGACACGAGGAGGCCAAACAGUGCUUCCCAGCCCAAGCUCCCCUGAGGGAUUCUCUUCUGGAUGCAGUGGAAAGCCAGGGAGCUGCCACAUGGACAGGAGUCAGGGUCCGAGUGGUGGUACAGAGAGUUUACUCUCUUCCCUGUACCUAUCAGCAGGGAAGUAGCUCAGCUGCUUCACCUGGCUCAGGUCCACCCAGAGUUCGAGUGUGCCUUCUCGUGCAAGAUGCCUAUGGAAUGUUCAGUGAAGUCUACUCUGAGGGCUCCAUCUUAAAGGACCAACAGUUGGAAGGGAAGUCCUGCAGCCUGAUGGGAAUGAAGGUUCUACAGAAGGCCACCAGAGGAAGGAGUUACUGCUUGGUCACCUCCCCUUCUCCACCUGGGCACCCAAAGGUCACAGUGCUACUCACUGCAGUGUCUAUGCCCAGGACUCUGGGGUUCCUGCUGACCUAUGUCCCACCAGAAAGGACAGCGGGGCUUUUCAGUUUGAUCGAUACCAUGUGGCCCCCAGUGAUGCCUCUAAAAGCACCUGGCCAUGGCCAAACCUGUGAAGAGGUAAAAACCCAUGUGCCUCCUCCUAGCUUCUGUUACAUCCUCAGUGCUCAUCCCAAUGUGGGACAAAUUGAUAUAAUUGAAGGAGACCCUAUUUCUAAGCUUUACCAGCCUCCAGUUCCCCACUUCUUAAGAGAAAUUCUCCAGACUGCUGAUCUUAGUACCCGUUGCAGUUUCUACGCCAGAGUGAUUUAUCAGAGACCACAGCAAACGGAGAUUUGGCUGAUGGUGACUGAUGUCACCCUACAAAUGCAAGAUGAGAAUAACUCUGGCCUCCCCAAAACCGUGCCAGUCUGUGUGGCUCCCUCAUGUGUGCUGAGCCAGGAAGUCCGGGAAGCGCUUACCGAGGCUGCCCCUCACUGCUUUCUCUUCAGGGACGCUCUCCGAACCCAGGCAGGUCGAUUUGUUUGUGUUGAACGAAGUGUCCUCCUGCUUCAGAAGCCCCUUCUGGGUGUGGACUCUGGCGCUCACUCCUGUGAACUGACUGGCCCCGUAAAGCUCAGUGAACUGGAUUCUAUCACUCAGGUCAACUCUAUUUGCUGCCUUCAAGGUACUGUGGUUGGUGUGGACGAGAGCACUGCCUUCUCAUGGCCCACGUGCGACCUGUGCGGCAACGAGAGACUGGACCAGAGCCCGGGAGACAGAGGCGCCUUCUCCUGCAGGGACUGCUCCCAUGUGGUCACCUCUCCUGUCCUCAGAAGGCACCUGCAGGUGUUCCUGGACUGUCCGACUCGGCCCCAGUGCGCCGUGCGGGUCAAGCUGUCCCAGACCAGCAUUGCUUCACUCCUGAGCUUGGCCGCCUGCGAAGAUGGGGUAAGUCGAGCAAGUGCAGCCCAGGGGCGCGCCCCAGUGUUCCUCAGCCCCAGGUUGGUGGAUCAUCUCCAGGUACCUGUGUCUCCUCGUGAGAGCCUUUCCUUUUUGGAAUUGAGGCGACUUCCUGAACAGCCUUGCACAGAUGCGUGAAUCUACCCCCCUGGCUUUGAUGGUCGGAAGGCCAGCAGCAUCUCAAGGGCUACAGUCAUGAUUCAUGUUAAUAGAACACAAAUAUCUGAGACACACAUUCUGUGUUUUUUAAUUGCUGGGUAUUCCAGAGUCUGAGUAACUGGAAACUUGACCAUUAUUUCUCAGAACUGUUUUGCCUGCCCUGAGAGUUACUAUGGUGUGAGGCUUAGUAAACUGGUGUGCUCCUCCAAGAAAACCACCACCUAAAUAUAUAUGACUUACAGUCUA